CUGAAACGUCAACAGCUGUCAAAGAAAAAAAAUUAAAAACUGAAAUUCGGUGUUUUUUUUUUGUUUGAAAAAAAUGUAGUUUUUCUAUUAUAUUUGCGAUGGGAUAGAUAAGGACUGGGGCGCGAUGUUUUCGUACACGAUAUAACAUGUUGUCUUGUCAGUUACAUCACCAGUCUAACAUGGCAAGGGCAGAUACGAUGUGCAACCAGUCCUUGUUGGACGCGGGGGGCGAAAGGCCCCUCGAACGGCCCCUGGGCGAACCGGGCGAUGUCAAGACCAGUUUUGUCACUAGAGAAGGAGUUUAUAGACUAAUGACGUUAAGUGAGUAUUCAAGGCCCAACCGAGUAACUUACCAAUCCCAAGGACAAACCCCGCCGCAAGUCAAUGUAUCUCUAGUCACCUUAGCGGAUCAAGGGGACAGAAUUUGCUUCAACCACGGCAGAGAAUUGUACGUGUACGUGUACAAAGGCAUAAAAAAGGCCGCAGACCUAAACAAACCGUUGGAAAAAAAGAUCUACAAGGGCACAAACCCUACUUGUCACGAUUUCAAUGAGACCACCGCCAACGGCGAUAGCGUCAGCUUAUUGAUAGGUUUUAGUACCGGUCAGAUCCAGCUUAUAGAUCCGAUCAAAAAAGAACUGAGUAAACUGUUUAACGAGGAACGACUUAUAGAUAAAAGUAAAGUGACUUGUUUAAAAUGGGUUCCUGGUAGUCGGUCCUUGUUUCUUGCCGCACACGCUUCAGGUCAGUUCUAUGUUUAUAAUGAAGAGUUGCCGUGUGGCAGUACAGCUCCACACUAUCAACCCUUUAAGGCGGGCGAGAAUUUUUCGGUUAAUACUUGCAAAACGAAAUCUACCAGGAAUCCGUUGUUCAGGUGGUACCUGGGCACUGGGGCCGCCAUCAAUCAGUUAGCUUUUAGCCCUAACGGGUCUCAACUGGCUGUCGUUACUCAGGAUGGAUUGUUACGGGUAUUUCAGUACGACAGUAUGGAGCUUUUAGGAACAGCAAGGAGCUACUUCGGAGGCCUGCUAUGCGUCUCAUGGUCAGGAGACGGUCGCCUAAUAGCGGUAGGGGGCGAAGACGAUCUCGUGACCAUCUACAGCAACGAACAAAAGCGAGUGAUCGCCCGCGCCCAGGGUCAUCGCUCGUGGGUCGCAGCCGUUUCCUUCGAUCGGUUUCUCUCCGAUUGGGGCGUAGAGUCGGGGGGCUGCUACCGCAUCGGUUCGGUGGGUCAUGACACCCAAAUCUGCCUGUGGGAACUACCGGAGCCCGAUAAUCUGCUGGUGCCCCACCGACCGAGGGCGAAACGACGCAGCGACCCGUUACAACUGGUCGGCACGGCCGCCUGUCCCAGAUUGGACGAGUGUCCGGUGCUCGAGCCGUUGGUUUGUAAGAAAAUCGCCCACGAGCGUCUCACUUCGCUCAUUUUCCGCCCCGAUUGUCUCAUUACCGCUUGUCAGGACGGGUACGUGUAUACGUGGGCCAGGCCGCCCCGACCGCCCACGUAAUAUCGUCUUAAAAUUAUUAGGUUUAGGAUGAUUGUUGGUAUUCUUAUUGGGCUGUUUUAGCCAAAGUGUGUCGGUUUUUUGGCUGGCGAAGCGGCUUUUAUUGCUGACGGGUUUUAGAAUAUGUAUUUUCAUCAAGCGAGUUUUAUACAGUUAUACAGGGUGUUUUAUAAUAUUACGGUAUCGCUUUGAUCCUUGAUUUGGUAAAUGUGACUACGGCCGGAAUAAGGGAUGGUUAGGACAGCAAGGCUAAUGGUGGUAAAUCGGUGAUUUGCGGGUCACCGAAGGAAUUGGUUUUUGUUGUUAUUAUGAGGAAGUUGAAGCGGUCGCUUUUUUUUAUACGGGGGUGUAUUCAAAAGAUUUUUGGGAUCAAAUUAGAGCUCGUCUUAGUUAAAUAUUGAUCGGUAUUGAAAAAUUGGUUUUAGUUUGUGAUUUGAUUAUUUGAAUGUUGUCACUUCAAUUUUUCUACCCUUUUCAGAAAAAAACCUAUUGAGGAUGUUUUAAUAAUUAAUCCCAACAUAACAUAUUUUUUUACAAAUAUUUGAUGUUAAUUUCGUUUUUUUCCAGGAAGCCAGGAAUUUGAAAUAAUUUAAAAUUAUAUAAAUAAUUUGAAAUUUUUCUACUUUUUUCAGGCUCUUGAAGUGAUUUGUCCCUUUUCUGAUAAAGUCAAAAUAAUUUUGUCCUUUUUCCAGGAAUUUAAACAGAUUUUUACACUUUUCCUGCCAGUUGGAGUAACUUUUGGCUUUUUUCCAGGAUUUUAAGUUAUUUUUUGACUGUAGGUCACUUUUUUCAAAAUUGAAGUAAUCAUUUUCAUUUUCCAGCAAUUUUCACUAGUUUUUGCCGUUUUUCAGGAUUAUCAGGUGAUUUUUUUGUCUUUUUCCAGUGAAUUCUAUCAUAAGUUAGAUCCUAUUUUAGAAUUUUUCAUUAGUUUAUACCCCUGCAAUAUUUUAAAAUUUUUACAGUUUCGAACCUUUUGAGGGCAUCUUCAAUAUUUUAUUUACAAAUAUUUGAAGCUUAUUUUGUCUGCUUCCUGGCAAGGGUUUUUUUUUCCUAUUUUUAUUAAAUGUGAAUUUUUUACUUUUCCUAGGGAUUUCGAGUAAUUUUUGUCCCUUUCCAGAAAUUUCAAGUAAUUUCGUGCCGUUUUUUCCUUUUUUAACCCCUUCAAACCUGAUUUUUUUUAAUAGAGCAAAAGAUAAUAUAUACAAUAUGUAUAUAUAUUUUUUUUAAUCAUUUAAACAAAAAAAAGUGUGUGCAUAAUUGUGCACAGGGGGCUUGUACCACAAUAUAAUAAUACCUUUGCAAAGUAAAUAAAUAGAUAUUCAUAUACUUGCAUAACAUAUUUAUUGAUGAAAUUAUACAUUUUUAUUUUUUAAAAAAUGCGUAAAGAAAAAUUUGACAUUAGAAUGGAAUACAUGUGGUAUAAGCAUAGUAUAACAAAACAAAAUUACUUUCUAUGAUACAAUAAAAAACAGUUUCUUUAUUUUUUUAAACAAAUGUGCACAUUACAUUUUUCACAAAAAAAUUAGUCUUCCUAUUGCAAUUUGAGUACUUGCAUCGUUUUCCUUCUUUGGCUCCAUCAAGUUGAGGCAUAUGAUCAAGACUAUCAUACCGAAUUGCAGGAAUAGUUCUGGUUUCUUCAUGCCCUAAUAUUUGUUUUUUUCGCGGUAUUGGUGGUGUCUCGCUGCCACUAGGUCUACCUCUUUUAUUACUUUGAACUGUCUUAUUUGCCUUGAUUAAACUUUCACCAAGCCGCAUUUUGAAUUCCAAAAGUCAUAAUUGUUCUUUUAUUGGAAUAUUGAGGAUCUUACAAUCUUGUCGAUAUUUAAACCAACUAUUUACUGCAGGAAAAUCCACUGCAUGAAAAAUCAUUCUUAGGGUCCAUUUUCUUGAAUGAAUAUAAAUUCUAUAUAAACUUAUCAUCUUAUCCAGAAGAUCAACACCGCCCCUAGUUUUAAAGUUUUACGAUUUCUGGUCUUGGUACAUCUAUAUAGCAUUUUUUAUUCUUAUCCCAUCUAACAACAGUAUCUUUAUUCCCAACAGCGACAAAAUUUGAAGCCAAAACUACACUACGAUUGUCCAUCCAUUUUACCAAAACAACAUCAUUAUCCUUACUCUUUAGUUGUUCGUAAGUCCCUCUUCCUUGCCUUUUCAUAUCUUUGUCGCUGCUCAAUGGUGGGUUCCUAAAUCGAUUGACUUUAACGGUUCCCGCUGCUGAUUUUUUUUUUUUGACUUGAGAACUUGAAGGGCAGCAUAGGAAGAAAAAUAGUUGUCAAAGUAUAAUUUGUGCCCUUCAUUUGUUAUUCUUUCGGAAAGUUGAAGUACUAUUGUGACACCAAAUCCAAACUUUUUCAUUAAAUCGGCACUUAAUCCUGUAGACCCGCCUUGGUAUAAAAUAAAGUCAUAGGCCAUUCCCGAUUUUCCACAUAGAACAAACGAUUUUAUUCCCCAGGGUGUAGGUUUGUUUUUUAUGUAUUGAAUAACAGAAAAAUGUCCUCUAAAGGGAAUAAUCUGCUCGUUAAUGCAAAGAUUCUCUUCCAAUUUCAAUUCCAGACAUCGUUUUCGAAUACCUUCAUAUAAAGGUCUUACCUUAUAAAAUUUAUUUUUUGUAUCUUUGGGAAUGUCUAAGUUGUUUACACAAUGCAAGUUAGAACGGAGUUGAAAAAAACGGUCUCUUGACAUAGUUUCCCCAAAAAUGUUGAUACGCAAAGUUUUAUUCCAAUAUAAACGUACUUGCGGAAACUUCAAGCACCCUGCUAUAAUGUGUAGUCCAAACAAGCUUUUUAUUUCAUCUGAAGUUGUAGUUUUGAAUCUAGUUUUAUCAUUUUGAAAAGCGUACAUGUUGGUAACAUCGCCUAUAUAUUUACCGAAGUAUUGUAAUGGAUCUUGAACCUCAGACACAACAGACGUAUUGAUAUCCGUUUCUUCUUUCCAUACAAAGUCGGGAGGCAAAAAAUCAUCUUUAGUCCAUUUUAUAGAUUCUUUCGACGUGACAAUUUUGCUGAAUUCGUACUGUUGUGAUGUAGGGGGACCAGCAAAAAUCUCGUCAUCCCAGUGCAGCUCCGGUAUUUCCACUGUAGUGGGCCCUUCUUUAUCAGCACCCAGGCGAACGAUAUUUUGCGCACUGGGUUCAGAUUCUUCAAAUUUAUAUAAAUUAUUACACUCCCAUUCCUCCUCACUAAGUUCAAUGUCGGAGGUUGAUUUUAAAAAUUGCAAUAAAACUGCAGCAUCUUUUUCAUUUUCUGGGUCGUACAUUUUCCCUAAAAAAAUACACCCUGUAUCUACUAACGUCAAAAUAAAAUAAACACUAAUAAGAUAUAAAAAAAAUUAUUUUAUUAUUCUUAUGCUAAAAAUGUAUAUAAAUCGAAUAAGUAUAAAAAAUAUAACGUCAAGAUCGGGUGUGCAUAAUGCAACAUGUGCAACAUGUUUUUAUGCUUAUAAAGACAUAUUUUUAUCAAAAUACUCUAGAAACUAAAUUUGUCUAUCCCUGUGCUAAAUAUUUGUGCAAAAAACAUUUUAGAUUUCAUUGAUUAUUAUGGAUUUAUUUUUACUUACCACAGCUGAUUUGGUGCAUGGCGGCUAUUGCCAAUAAAUAAAUGAAAAUUCUGAUACUCCUUCCAUCUAUCGUAUCCCAAAUCGAUAAAACUUUAGAGAAAACUGUACAACUUAUUUAUCCAGAGUAAUAUUACAGACUAGUUUAAACUUAUACCACUUGAAAUAACUGUGCAUAAUUAUGAGAUAUACCCCCAGAGGGUCUUAAAGGGUUAAUAAAUUUGAAAUAAUUUUCCACUUUUUCCAGGCAUUUGAAUCAAUUUUUAUCUUUUUCAGUUUAGAAGUGAUUUGUGCCUUUUACCCCAGGAAUUUGAGGCAGUUUUUGUUUUUUUGAAAUUGAACCAAUUCUUUGCAUUUUCCAUUAAUUUGAAGUAAUUUUUCACUUUUAAUGAACUUAAAAUGAUUUUGUCCUCUUUCUAGGAAUAGGACACAUUUUUUUGCACUUUUCCAGCCACUUGAAGUCUUUUUCGACUUUUCCCGGGGAGUUUAACUAAUUUUGAGCCUUUUUCAGGCAUGUUAGGCAAUAUUUUUGUCAUUUUCCAGGAUUUUAAAGUAAUUCUCGCUCUUCUAAAUGUUUUUAAAAAUUGAAUUAACUCUUUCAUUUUCCGUUAAAUUUUAUGUAAAGUUUAGUCUUUUUUUAAUAAAUUUGAAGUAAUUUUUUAUCAGUGUUUUCCAGGCACUUGACAUAAUUUUUUCAGUAAAUUGAAAAGAAUUGUUGACUUGAGGUGAAUUUUUAUAUUCACCAGUAAAUUUAAAGCAAUUUAAAAUUUUAAGCAACAAGCAUCACUUUUCAUUAUACUCUUAAAUGUGCAUUAUUAUUAAUCCCUGUAUGGUAAUUUGUGUGAUUGUGAUUGCCCUGAAGAUGGAUAAUCAAAGCGAAACCUAUCGAAUUUUAAAUUAUUCAAACAAAUAAAAUAAAAUUUUAAAACAUCCUGAUUUAUUAGAAAUAAGACUUGCUUUAUGGACCUAAGGCAACCAACGAUGACAUUCCAAUAUAACUAAAAGCUUCUUUGAGUGUAAAGUUUAAAAGCUUCACUAGCCACCAAUUCAAACCGUAUAAAACUAAAUAAAAAGUGGCUCUAAGAGUGUAUUUUUGUAUGUUUUUGUAAUAUAUUUUGUACCAUAUUAACGAUAUCUGUAUAUAUAUAUACAUAUAAGGGUAGUAUUAUUUAUAUGCCUUUAAAGCUGAUGAAUUUGUGAAUAAUUUAAUUAAGUGAACAGUGAAUUUUGAUCUUGUAUGUAUGACUUGAUACCAUUUUUAAAUAUUAUUAAUAAUAAUAAUAAACAGGCAAAAUGUUUAA
Molecule: messenger RNA, 6355 nt
Organism: Anthonomus grandis grandis
Lineage: Eukaryota; Metazoa; Arthropoda; Insecta; Coleoptera; Curculionidae
Product: WD repeat-containing protein 20
Exons: 4
Coding region: 147-1508 (453 amino acids)
Molecular function (GO): protein binding
Source: RefSeq, a predicted model, not a curated record